Messenger RNA from Yarrowia lipolytica CLIB122, 771 nucleotides. RefSeq lists its product as uncharacterized. Gene Ontology annotation, molecular function: RNA-DNA hybrid ribonuclease activity; nucleic acid binding. Gene Ontology annotation, biological process: DNA replication, removal of RNA primer. Lineage: Eukaryota; Fungi; Ascomycota; Dipodascomycetes; Dipodascales. The record is from RefSeq and is a predicted model, not a curated record.
AUGUCCAUCUACUGUGAAGGCCUCUGCCGAAACAACGGCACCAAGUUCGCCAAGGCCGGCUACGCCAUUGUUUUCGGUCUCCAAGACCCCCGCAAUGUGUCUAUGCGUCUGGACGGCGCCCAAACGACCCAAAGAGCAGACCUCGCCGCCAUUUCCCACCUCGUGACCCUGCUCCUCCAGGACAACACCCCCACAACCACAUACUCGGUCAGCACCCACUCCAAAUGGCUGGUUUCCACCGUCAACGAAAACCUUGACAACUGGAAGCGCGCCGGCUGGACCAACCAGGCCCGAGAAAAGGUCGAAAAUCUGGACCUGCUGCAGCAGCUCGACAAGCUGCUGACCCAGCUGGGCCAGCAGGGCAAGAGCGUGCACAUGGAGUUUGUGCGGAUGCAGGAGGCGUCACCGGCCCAUGUACUGGCCGACAAGCUGGCCAACGCUGGCUGCGACCUUCAACAGGGCCCUGUGAUUGCCUCUCAGCUGAGUCCUCCCCAGUCGCCCCAGGAGAGACGACGACGGUCCAGCACGGGCUUCCCCCCGCCCCAGCAGCAGUCCCCGGGCCACCAGAACCAGUACGGGGGCUACCCUGGGCCGGGCUUCUACGGCAACGUGUCUCCCCAGCAACAGCAGCAGCAGUACUACCAGCAACAGCAGCAUCACCAGCAACAGCAGUACCACCAGCAGUACAACAGCGGCCACUACCAAGAGGGCUAUCCAUCGCCGCAGUGGCAGCAUCAGCAGUCCCAGCAGCAGCACCAGGAGUGGCGAUAG